AUAUAGUUUUACCGCGAGUGAGUGUUUAAAAGAAUGAAUGAAUGCGGGUGAUGCUCGGUGGGUUCAAGAACAUACAUCUGGCUGAAUGGGUUCAGCCAGACCUUUCUCCAGCGCUGACACAGCGCUAAAACGAAGUGUGGAGAUAGGUCUGGCUAUGCGAGACUAAUGUAUACCAAAACCUAUACUGAUAACCUGGUAUUGUAUAUGUAUAUCAUACAACUAAAUGUAUAAUUUAAAUGUCUCUUCAGUACUAAGUGUGCCUGCCUCUUGUUUUUGCAGACCCACUGCAUUAGAGCACCAUGAGUGUUUCAACAAAGAUGUCAUACUGCUCCCCAGCCCCGCUUGGGUGUAUGUUUGUAAGCAGACAUCAAAACACUUUUUGCACGAGAAUGGACACAUCCUCAGCGCAUUUGAAUUUAGGAAAUCAUGGGACCAUCUUACUGUUCUUCAACAAAUACGGGAUGCGUUUGGAUCCAGAAUCCCAGAGGAUGUCAGCCUGCAGAUUCUUAUGGGCUGUGGAAACAAGCUUGUGACUCCAAACCUACGAGAGGGUCAACUUUUCGAUGGUCACAUGAUCCGCAAGGUCUUCAGGUCAAAGGCCUUGUAUGUCAGACCAUCAGGAACCAUUCUAGAUUAUAACAAUGAUACUGAAGACACCUCUAGUGUACUCCAGGGUCCUAACACUAGAGGCAAGUCAAAAGUUAAUCAACCUAAAAUGCAAGAUCUAGAAGAUUACCAGUAUGACUCAGACAGUUGCUUCGAAGUGGAUGCCACGGCCUCCAGCUUCCCCCAACCUCCAAACAGCCUCCUACCCAUCGAUGCUGUCCCAUGCUCAAAAAGUUCUCCAAACUCCAGGAUCCGCUCACCAUCCAGAUGUGGGACAGCCUCUAGCAUGGUCGCAGCCACCAAUUCCCUCCCACCGUCUGUUUACCCUGCACCAAUCAGCCACACUGUUGGCUUGGGGUCAGCUUCCUGCAAUGUUGCAGCCACCAAUUCCCUCCCACCCUCCAGUAGUGCUCCAGCCACCAGUCACUAUGUGACCACUGGUGGUGGGACAUCCAGCAGUGGUCACUAUGUGACCACUGGUGGUGGGACAUCCAGCAGUGUUGCAGUCUCCACCUGUCCCGUCAGAUAUGGCACUGAUGAACCCAAUAGUUCUGACUAUGCAACAUAUUUAUCAUUGAUGACCGAUUUCUCUGACCUAUCAUCGGAUGAUGAAGAAUUAAACCUUGCAAUUAUGGCUAGCAUUGAAACUCAACAGGCCCAAGCUUCUCAGUGUCAAGAAGUCUCUGUGACAGAGAUACUCCUGGAGCUGGCCAAAAAGAUCACACCACACAGUCGCUGUAAAUUCAACAUCAACCGCUCAGCUGUCCUAGAUGGUGCCUUCAGAGGUUUCAAGAGGACAACAUACAACCCCAAUGCUACCAUGAAUGUCAAGUUUUCAGAUGAUCUCGGGCGAAAUGAAGAAUCAGUUGAUUUGGGUGGGCCAAGGCGGGAAUUUCUACGCCUGCUGAUGGAGGCCUUGGUGAUGAGCCCCAUGUUCGAGGGGUCAGGUGAAAGUCAAAAUUUGGCUCUUGACAUGGCAGCACUUGGAGAUGACCGCUACUUCUUGGCCGGGAAGGCAAUCGCUGUCAGCAUUGUCCAUGGAGGCCCUCCACCCGCAUUCUUUUCUACUACACUAUUUGACUGCUUAGUUGGUGGUCCCCAUACAGCCAAGCCCGUGCUGGAGGACGUUGCAGACACAGACAUCUAUCAGUGGGUGAAAAAGGUGUCCCAGAGUUCCACUCAUGAGGACCUUGUCAGAGCAACACUACCACUACAAGAUUAUUUGGCCAAUGCAGGAUGUCUUAGACCAUUGAAAACCAUUGACGACAGGUUUCUAGAAGGACUUAAAACCCUAGGAGUUUUGGAGAAAAUCAAAAACCAUCCAGAAAGCUUCCGUCCUCUGUUUUGCUAUCAGCCACACCCACUCACUGCUGAAGCAAUGGACGAUCUGUUCAACAUCCGUCUGUCGCCUCAAGGAAGCAACAAGAGAAUAGCAGAGGAGGUUGUGGUACCCUUCUGGAGAGACUAUUUGCAGGAUGCACAGGAUGAGUGCCCUGCAAAACUUCAGGGAAUCCUGGCUUUUGCCACUGGGGCCACCGCCAUCCCUCCCAUAGGCUUUAACCCCACACCAUCUAUCGAUUUCCUCCAUGAGAACGGACAUCAGGAUACAUCGAGCCUCCCUAUUGCUAAUACAUGCAUCAACUGCCUCAACCUACCUUUGCACACCUCGUACGCUGUUUUCAAAGACAAGAUGGACUUUGCCUUAGGCAACACACAUGGGUUUGGCAGAGCUUAAAGGGCCCUGUCUACACUUGUCCUUUCUGUGAUUACUUUUUUAAAUUUCUAUUCUGAAUUGGAAGCCACAAACAUCACUUGCCUCAAGCAAUGGAUGAGCAGUAUUUGCUACAAUAAGAGUUACCUGGUGGUCACAGGGCCUAAGUUGUUCUACAGUCAGCACCCUUUUUAGCUAUUUCUCGAUGGACUCUGUUUACACCCCACUGUGAAAACAAAUUUUACCCACUGUUAUGUUCCAUAUUAAGUUCAUGUGAGUCCUUAAAUAACUUAGUUUGAUGUGGUAAUAUACAUUUUUGCUUGAAGUCUGGUGCUGACAUGACAUUGAAAGUUAAUGGUUUUAUACAGUAUUUGUUGUUUACUCUGCAAUUUUACCAGUUGAAUGGGUUUUAUUGAGAUAUGUAAAAAGUGAUGUUUGUCAACUUGAAUGGUCUUUGGUAGUAACAACAUACAUUCAAAUCUUCGGGCUCAAGUCUCUUUGCCAGACUGACUUUAUUUUGUGGCUCACUUUAUUUUUACUUUUUGCACCUAUCUUCCACUGCAUGUGGGCCCUUGUUAUUCCUAAUGUUACGCAAUUGGCCUGAUUGUGGCCUGAGUUAAAGAGGAACCAAAAAUAAUUUCUUUUGAAUUGUUAAUUUUUAAAAUUCCCAUAUAUACAAUUUCUUGUGGGUGGGGUGUCAGCACCACGUUUAAAAUUUGCUGUCGCCCAGUAAGUGAAAAAAAGUACUCAACACGUUCAGCUGUGUGCGGUAACAUUUUAUCCACAUGGCUUGUUUUUUGGUUUUAUGACAGUAGUAUGUCCUGUUGUGACAAAAUAAACAGUUUUGCUUGGCGUCA
Messenger RNA from Gadus morhua (Atlantic cod), 3174 nucleotides. RefSeq lists its product as uncharacterized. Gene Ontology annotation, molecular function: ubiquitin protein ligase activity. The record is from RefSeq and is a predicted model, not a curated record. The transcript is spliced from 8 exons. Gene Ontology annotation, biological process: protein polyubiquitination; ubiquitin-dependent protein catabolic process. NCBI's taxonomy places the organism in Eukaryota, Metazoa, Chordata, Actinopteri, Gadiformes, Gadidae. Gene Ontology annotation, cellular component: cytoplasm. The coding region runs from base 224 to 2341 and encodes 705 amino acids.